CGAGGAAGAGCAAGAAGCAGAGUGUAUAUGUGCAAAGGCACUAGACCUUCCAGUUGCUGCCAGCGUCUGGGAGAGUGUGCCUGAGUGAGAGAGAGAGAGAGAGAGAGAGAGAGAGAGCGAGAGAGAGAGUGAGAGAGCAGAAAGGAGGAGUGAGGGAAAAGCUGAAGGAGUGAGAAAGGAAGGAAGGAAGGAAGGGAGAAGAGAAGGAGUAGGUGAUUACGAUCAUGCUGUGCUGUAUGAGAAGAACAAAACAGGUUGAAAAGAAUGAAGAUGCAGACCAAAAGAUUGAUCAAGACACUAACAAACCCGAGGAUAAGGCCCACAAGGCAGCCACUAAAAUACAAGCUAGCUUCCGUGGCCAUAUAACAAGGAAAAAGCUCAAGGGAGAAAAGCAGCAGAAUGGAGCAGCUGUGGGUGCUGCUUCUCCUGUAGAAGCUGAAGGCAAGAAAGAAGGCAAAUCUGCAGCAGCAGAGCAAAAGGAAAAGGAAACUCCAGCUACAGAGUCAGCUGCUUCCAAUGACGUUAAACAUGAAGAAGCAGAUAAAGCAGCAAGCAGUUCUGAAAGGGGCCCUUCAGAAAUCAAGCAGGGUGAUGAAGUACCAGUUUCUGAGACAAAAGCAGAGGCUUCGGAAAAGGCCAAGGUGGAUGUGCCUGAAGGGAAAUCUGCCAGCAGUGAGAAGGCAGCUACCCCUGGAACAGAAAGUGCUACUACUGUUUCUACUGAAAAUGCCCCGUCACCAAAGGCUACUGAGGCCUUGGACAAGGGGGAAGUCAAACAAGCCGAUGUGCCUGCUGCUGACACAAGUGAGACUACACCCAAGCCUACAAAAGAGGCAUCUGAAAGCAGUCAGUCUUCAGAGAAAACAGAUUCUGUAGAAGAAACCAAACCCACUGAAAGUGCCCAAGAAGAGGUGCAGGAAGAGGAAAAAGCAGCUGAUGAGGAAGCGGUUUGAAGUGAAAGGAAGCCCGUUUCCCUUUCUGAGCCUCAUUUACAUGUGGACCAAACCACCAUCCCGUACCCACCCCUACCUUCUCUCUCUCUGUGUGUGGCAGAAAAAAACUAAAACAAAAAAAAGGCAGGAAAGAUUUUGCAGUCAAACAGUGUGGCUUCAUAUAAGUGUUCUUGAUGUUGUUAUGGCAGUUUUGGUAUGACCAAUUCUUUGGAAAUCCUUUGCACUGUAUUCCCAACUUUUCUUCUGGCUCUCUCUCUCUCUGUUCCAAAUGUGUGCAAUUGUUCCAUUCUUUUAACCAAGUUCAAACUAUACGUGAGUUCAUAACACAAUAACUCCUUUUAAUGUGAUAUUGGAAUGAACAUUAAACUAAAACAAUUUUGUCUCCAAAAAUAAAGCAGAUGUGCCAAUUAAAUUCAA
Protopterus annectens (West African lungfish) is the source of this 1370-nucleotide messenger RNA. RefSeq names its product growth associated protein 43 (gene GAP43). The record is from RefSeq and is a predicted model, not a curated record. Gene Ontology annotation, biological process: regulation of growth. Gene Ontology annotation, molecular function: protein binding. The coding region runs from base 225 to 953 and encodes 242 amino acids. NCBI's taxonomy places the organism in Eukaryota, Metazoa, Chordata, Ceratodontiformes, Protopteridae. The transcript has 3 exons.